AAAAAAAUACACACUCCUAAGGAGGCUACGUAACCUUCGACGGAGGAGUCCAUAAAACUCACAUUUUCAUUUUCUCAAAAGAACAACGAACAGCUCUAAUAUUUUUUACAAUAAUUCUUCAGAGCUGUUCAAGUUCAACAACAAUUUGAUUUAGAGAAGACAAAACAAAUAUUAAUCAUUGUAACGAAAAACACAAACAAUUAUGUCGUACGGAUACGACGAUGAAGCCAAGAGGAAGAGGAGGUAUGUUGUUAUCACCAUCUCCUCUGUUCUUCUGAUCUCGAUGGUAGUCGCGGUUACCGUUGGUGUCAGCCUCAAUAAGAAUGACGGUGACUCCGAAGGUAAAGGAGAGAUAACAGCUUCCGUCAAGGCCGUGAAGGAUGUUUGUGCACCAACUGAUUACAGAAAGACUUGUGAAGACACUCUGAUUAAGAACGGGAAGAACACAACCGACCCGAUGGAGUUGGUUAAGACUGCGUUUAGUGUUACGAUGAAGCAGAUCACGGACGCAGCUAAGAAGUCGCAGACGAUGAUGGAGCUUCAGAAGGAUCCAAGGACAAGGAUGGCGCUUGAUCAGUGCAAGGAGCUUAUGGAUUACGCGUUGGGUGAGCUAAGUAACUCUUUCGAGGAGCUUGGAAAAUUUGAGUUCCACUUGCUCGACGAAGCUCUGAUCAAUCUGAGGAUUUGGCUCAGCGCGGCAAUCAGCCACGAGGAGACUUGUCUUGAAGGGUUUCAAGGAACGCAAGGGAAUGCAGGAGAGACAAUGAAAAAAGCGUUGAAGACCGCAAUCGAGUUGACCCACAACGGGCUAGCGAUCAUCAGCGAAAUGUCGAAUUUUGUUGGCCAAAUGCAGAUUCCAGGGCUGAACAGCCGCCGACUUUUGGCCGAAGGAUUCCCUUCGUGGUUAGACCAGCGUGGGCGUAAACUCCUGCAAGCUGCUGCCGCAUAUUCCGAUGUGAAGCCUGAUAUUGUGGUUGCCCAGGACGGGAGCGGUCAAUACACGACGAUCAAUGAAGCGUUGCAGUUUGUCCCCAAGAAGAAGAACACAACUUUCGUGGUUCACAUUAAGGCUGGACUAUACAAGGAGUAUGUUCAGGUGAACAAGAGCAUGACGCAUCUUGUGUUCAUCGGUGAUGGUCCCGACAAAACCAUCAUUUCCGGAAAUAAGAAUUACAAGGAUGGUAUCACCACCUACCGUACCGCCACUGUCGCCAUUGUUGGAAACUACUUCAUUGCCAAGAACAUCGGGUUUGAAAACACCGCUGGGGCAAUAAAACAUCAAGCGGUUGCGCUUAGAGUUCAAUCGGAUGAGUCGAUAUUUUUCAAUUGUAGAUUCGAUGGCUACCAAGACACGCUCUACACUCACUCCCACCGUCAGUUCUUCCGUGAUUGUACCAUUUCAGGCACAAUUGAUUUCCUUUUUGGAGAUGCAGCUGCUGUAUUCCAAAACUGUACUUUGUUGGUGAGGAAGCCACUCCCUAACCAAGCAUGCCCGAUCACAGCCCACGGUCGUAAAGACCCAAGGGAAGUUACCGGAUUUGUGUUCCAAGGAUGCACCAUUGCCGGUGAACCAGAUUACUUGGCAGUCAAGGAAACCAGCAAAGCCUAUCUUGGUAGGCCAUGGAAGGAAUAUUCAAGGACUAUCAUCAUGAACACUUUCAUCCCAGAUUUUGUUCAGCCACAAGGAUGGCAACCAUGGCUCGGUGAUUUCGGCCUCAAGACAUUAUUUUACUCUGAGGUCCAAAACACCGGACCGGGAUCCGCCCUUGCAAACCGGGUUACAUGGGCUGGAAUCAAGACACUGAGCGACGAAGAUAUCCUCAAGUUCACACCGGCUCAGUACAUCCAAGGUGAUACUUGGGUUCCAGGCAAAGGUGUUCCGUACACUCCAGGCCUUUUGGCUGGGAACCCGGCCGCUGCGACCACCACCCCGAGCGGCUCAGCUGCUCCAGGUUUCUCCACCUUCACGGAUACAAGUGGCGCUGACUCGAUUGCUCCAGCAGCUUCCCCGGAAAGUUCACUUGCUCCGGAAAGUUCGAUUAAGAUAGCUUCAUCGGAAACGGCUUCCCCAGAAAGUUCGAUUAAGGUGGCUUCAACGGAGACGGCUUCCCCAGAAAGUUCAAUUAAGGUGGCUUCAACGGAGACUGCUUCCCCGGAAAGUUCAAUCAAGGUGGCUUCAACGGAGAGCUCUGUUUCGAUGGUUUCAAUGUCUACCUAAAAAAUUGAUUAAGAUGCCAUAUAAUGUGUUUUUUUUCUUACUCUAAUUCAAGAAAACCUGAAAGAAAACAAAAAUUGCACAACCUUGAGGACUUCAGGAUUAUUGGUCUUCCAAAUUGUUGGGAUUAAUGUUUUAGAUUUGUAAACUCAUGUUUAAUAUUGCAGUAUAUUAAAAAUGUUGUUUAUAAAUCUAUUUAUAAUUAACUAGUGCAUCUUGUAAACU
This is a messenger RNA of Arabidopsis lyrata subsp. lyrata, 2440 nucleotides long. Its product is annotated as probable pectinesterase/pectinesterase inhibitor 21. The transcript is spliced from 2 exons. Gene Ontology annotation, biological process: cell wall modification. The coding region runs from base 203 to 2218 and encodes 671 amino acids. NCBI's taxonomy places the organism in Eukaryota, Viridiplantae, Streptophyta, Magnoliopsida, Brassicales, Brassicaceae. The record is from RefSeq and is a predicted model, not a curated record. Gene Ontology annotation, molecular function: pectinesterase inhibitor activity; pectinesterase activity.